GUUUAUAUUUACUUUAACUACUGGCACUAGCGCACGUGCGUCGCGUACUCCUAAUUCCUUGCUUGUUUACUUAUUUACUCUAUUCGUUUAUGUUAACUACUGUCGUUACGUAUGAGACACAUAUGAGACUACAAUGAAAUAUUAAUUGACUUUGUUAUCACAAGAGCAUUUAUUUUAAUUACAAAGUGUGCACAUAUGACUAAUGCCAACAGAGCAUGUUUGAGAUUUUUCCUUAAGAAUAACUAUUGCAAUCUUUGUGGCACUUAUGCAUAAGCACACUGAUAUAACACAUUUGACAUCUACUCCAAAAAAACCAAAGUCAAGUCCGAAUUCCACCAACUGGGGUGAUGAAGAUGCUGCUAGUGAAAAGGUCACCAUUACGUCCAAGGGAAGUAAAAACCAAAAGAAGAAAAAGAACCAUAGGAGAAGCAUUUCUGGAUCGGAUAGUGUUCUGAAUCAUUCAGCGGGUGAGACGAAAGUGGCCAGCGAUGUGCUGCACGAACAGAGAACUAUUAAACUCGACACAGACACUGAGGUGACGGAUAAAGUCGGAGUUACAAGCCACAGCGACAGUGACUGGAAUGGCGAAACUACAGGAAAAGAUGGAACAGUCGGUCCCCCCAACAUUGAAGAAUUGGACCGGAUUAUUGAUGAGGGGUGUGAUGAGCUAGAGCUCACAACUGAUAAAGAGUCAGUCAAGAAAUUAGAUAUAUUCCUGCCGUUUGAGGUGCCGUUGUCACACACUAUCGAGAAACAUAUCACCCAUGGCAUCAGCGAACAUGAGCACAAGAAGCUGAAAGAGUUGAACGUCAGGUUCAAAACGGGCCGUUUCAACCCAGACGAGGAUGACGUGUUGAGAGCCAACUGGGAGCACUUCUGCAGGAUGUACGGCAUCAGCAACCCAGGACCCUUCCUGCCGGGAGUCCAGAAUGGCUUGGAUCCCAUCCAGAGGAAGAAGUUUGUCCAGUGGCUGGGGCACGGCCUGGAGAACAGAUCGCUGAACAGCAUACUCAGCAGGUUUAGACUGCUGUACUCCAACACCUCAAACGCAAGGAGGUUUACUGAGUUUGAGAACCAACUUAUCCAACGGUGUCUGGAAAGAAAUGUGGAGAUGCCGUUUGUACUUUUGUCGAAAAUAUUGAAAAGAGAUAGGUAUUACAUAAGCAAACACCAUAGACUGACUAAAAAAGUUCCUUACGCAGCUACAGAAAAAGUGAACUGGAAUCUGAGCGUGGUGAAGCUGUUCAUUGAAGCUUUGUUGAAAUCAACCGGCUGCAGCGACGUGGAAGAGCUUCGCGACAGGCCCCUCCCACCACACGUGUGGGAUAACAUCAGCGAGGCCAUCGAGAUCGCAGCAUCUCGGUGCCGGGCCUUCUGGAACAGGAAGCUUUCCACUCAGCUGUUCGCAGAGGAGCCCUUGUUCAUGCAUCAUAUAUGGACCACUUUAUUGCUGAGAUUUUUGGAACGCCCCAAAAAAUAUGUCUACUGGCAGAAUAUCAAUUGGUCCAAGAUCGCGAAGCAUUACAAGGGCGUCGGGCCAAUUUUCCUUUUUGCAACAUUCAAGUCUUUUAUUAGAUCACAAGUACCAAAAAAGAAGCAGAGGUCUUUAAAAGCUUGCUUGAAAUAUCUCAAGAAACAUUGGCCUGAGAAACUGAGAGCUAUUAAAUUUAAAAUAAGUCUCACCAGGUUAAGAUACAUCAAUGGACAGCUCAUUAUUUUGUCAGACAGAUGAAAUAGAACUUUUAACUGGAAGGCUAAGUGAAAACAAACAGCCAGUGAAAGUAUGUAACAAGUUCAUUAUGUUCAUUAAGUUCGUUAUGUCUAAUAAUAUUGUAUUGACAGUUUAAAUUGUUUUUAUUAAUUGUUUAUAUUUCAUUAAUCCUGUUUUAAGGAAUGAAGUAACAGAAAUAAAGGCUUGUGAUAUUUCUAGUGAAAA
Messenger RNA from Bacillus rossius redtenbacheri, 1936 nucleotides. RefSeq lists its product as uncharacterized. The transcript has 7 exons. Gene Ontology annotation, biological process: regulation of transcription by RNA polymerase II. Gene Ontology annotation, cellular component: nucleus. Lineage: Eukaryota; Metazoa; Arthropoda; Insecta; Phasmatodea; Bacillidae. The record is from RefSeq and is a predicted model, not a curated record. Bases 266 to 1732 code for a protein of 488 amino acids. Gene Ontology annotation, molecular function: DNA-binding transcription factor activity, RNA polymerase II-specific; RNA polymerase II cis-regulatory region sequence-specific DNA binding.